UUAUGAGUUCAAGAAAUUAUUACCAUCUUCAAUUUCAGUCAACUUUCCAAAUUCGGCUUCUUGAGUUGCCACGUAGACAUCUUCUCAUGGGUUCAUGUGACAGGUAGGAAUAACCUGACGAGCUUUGAGGACGGUGAGGGUUUGGAAGGCGAGUUGAAGGAAGGAUUCACGGGGAGAGACGAGAUGGGAGAGGUGCAUACGGACAUGCAGGGAACGAAUGAGGUCCAUGGAGGUCAUGAAGUUGCUGUUGAUAGAGACAUUUCCCCGCCAACGAAGAAAGGAGGCGUUUUUGUACCGUUGAAAACAACCUUGGAGACAAGGUCGAGAGAAAAGAUUGGGAAAGUGUAUGUCACGGGCGUGCCUGCUAAGCUGGCAAGUACCGUGCUGAAGUAAGUGUCUAUAUCGUCUACUCAACUCAUUCUGCUGUGUAUCUUCUCUGAGUGCCAUAUACGCAUUCCGUAGUAAUGUGCUUCAACGUUACGGGCAUUUCACUACCUUAUUGCUCCUGGCAUUUACUGCUCUUUUGUUCACUUGCUGUGGGAUUCGUAGUCAUACGGUUCAUAUAUCGAUGAGAAGAAUUCUUUCUUACCAAGGUCACAGUCUCAUCCGGAAACUCGUCCCCGACGAGGGAGGCAUAGACCUCCAACAUCUCCGCCGUUUCGCCAAGCUCAAAGAUCUACCGCUUCACGUCCACGACCUACUAACCAGUCCACCCACCUCAACCUCAACAUCCACCGCAGGGCCAAGUCCAGCUCCAUCGCCGGAGCUCUUCCUGAUCGCUGGCCCAGUAUCCGCAAUCUCCUCUAAUGACCUGAUCACCUCUCUGAAUUCAGUCCUCCAAGAUUUUCAAUUAUUCGAAGUACAUGUGUCACUGCUAGCACCAACGUCCCAAGAGCAAGCCUCCCUCUGGACAGCCAAGUACUGGCCCACAGUCUACAAAAAGAGCAAUCCGUUUGGUCCGCACCCGAGUAUCCUCGAGAGGGCGGAGGAGGAGAUGAGAAGUGAGGUGGCAAGUUAUAUGGAUCUUGCGGAGCAGGCUGCGACGGAGAGUUUGGACAGUGAGAGGGGGGGGAGGGUAGGUGUUGUCGUUGUGGAGAGGCGAGAGGGGAGAGGGAAGGUGGUGGCUGUUGCUGGAGAUGGGAGGUGGGAUGGUUGGGUUAGGACAGGAAGUGGGAAUGUGGUUGCGCAUGCUAUUAUGAGGGCUAUUGGGAUGGUUGCUGGGGGCCUAAAGGCAAGAGAGGAUCAGGAAAUUGCGGAUGAAGAAGGGAAAGCUUCUAGUCCUGAAGAUGGCCUGACACAAGCCACUGGAACCGACAUCUUCAGAGACACUCCACUUUCAGCUCUCGAAGUACAACACUACGACCCUUCUGGAAACGCAAACGGCUACCUCUGCCACGAGCUCGAAAUCUACUGCACACACGAACCUUGCGUCAUGUGCUCAAUGGCAAUCGUGCACUCUCGAUUUGGCCGCGUGGUAUUCAAGAGACGAAUGACAGAAACAGGCGGGAUGUGUGCGGAUGGAGAAUUGGGUCACGGGCUAUUCUGGAGGAAGGAGUUAAACUGGACGUUGCUUGGUUGGCAGUGGCUUGGUGAGGAAGAGCAGGAAGAUGGGGAGGGCGUAGCAGUAUCGUCAUACCUUCAUGCUUAAGGCUUCUUUCUGGAGAAUUCGGAUACUAUCAUACAGACUUGCAGCUGUUCUGGACAGUCCAGCUCAAACUGGCCUCAUAUUGUCCUUGAAUCCUCAAAUUAUGGGAAUCCUUGUGCAGAGCACAGUAUGGAAGAGCAUACCGGCGAUGAUAUGAAAGAAGCACGGCCAGCGCAGCGAUAUCAGGACAAUCCAUACCUGUAUGACUUGUGCUGAAUCAAGAGAGCUCAGUCGAACCUUCUGCACCAGCUUUGAGACUCGAGCCUCUCAGACUCUAAAACUGAGAGUGGUAUUUCAGUAUCAGAAGGAGAAGACUUGCAUUUAAAGUAAUAUUCAUGCAAGCAAGAUUUUGAUCGGAAAGCGGACAAUACAAGUCACGAAGCUAAAAUUGUGCCUCCCAGGAUAUUUUUUUGGCUUGGGACCGGCUCCGAGACUCCACAAGUAGCUGAAUAUUAUUUCCACGAUGCGUGCCAAAUAAUAAUUCAAAGCCAAAAAAGCAUGGUCGUAGAGCCCAGCUGUCUAUUUCCUAUGACAUGUUAUCCUUGAUGCUCCUUUUGUUGGUAGCUGUCUGUAUGAAUCACCGAUCCAACUAAAUUCCAUGAUUACACCCAGCAUAAUUGCCAAGAUGUGCUUUAUUGUGGAGGUGUUAGCAUAUCACACAAAUUUGAGACCAAGAGGAGAGAGAC
Messenger RNA from Cadophora gregata, 2331 nucleotides. RefSeq names its product tRNA-specific adenosine deaminase subunit tad3 (gene TAD3). Gene Ontology annotation, cellular component: cytoplasm; nucleus. Gene Ontology annotation, molecular function: tRNA-specific adenosine-34 deaminase activity. The transcript has a single exon. Lineage: Eukaryota; Fungi; Ascomycota; Leotiomycetes; Helotiales; Ploettnerulaceae. The record is from RefSeq and is a predicted model, not a curated record. The coding region runs from base 569 to 1648 and encodes 359 amino acids.